Rattus norvegicus (Norway rat) is the source of this 6452-nucleotide messenger RNA. NCBI's taxonomy places the organism in Eukaryota, Metazoa, Chordata, Mammalia, Rodentia, Muridae. The record is from RefSeq and is a predicted model, not a curated record.
AGGGGGGAGUUAAGGAUGUGUCCGGGGCGAGUCGGGGAGGGACUUGGCAGUGGGGGUGGGGAGGGGGAUUUUUUCUCCAGCUGCUGCGGCUUUCCAGAGAGACUGGGCCAGGCCACGUGGGAGGGAGUCAGGGAGGGCGGCGGGGGUGGGGGGUGGGAGGAAAGGAGCCUCCACUGGGCCAACCCCAGGCCCAUCUCCAGGAAAACAGCGGGUGGAAGGGUGCUGGAAACAGCUCGGACCCUAGCUCGUCCUGCAAGACACGCCCCUUUCCCUCGGAGACCGUGGACCCGGCUGGAAGCCGGUAGAAGCUCGGUGCGCGGGGCUGGGCCGCAGAGGCCGGAGGCCCCGGAGUUGUCAGGGGAGCUGCCAUUGCCCCAGGAGACAACUGUCCAGCUGAGCUGUGAUGAGGGACCCCUGCGAGUGGUCCUGGGCCCUGAGCAGGCUGUGGUGCUGGACUGCACUUUGGGGGCUGCUGCCGCUGGACCGCCAACCACGGUGACGUGGAGCAAGGAUGGAGAUGUUGUGCUGGAGCGUGACAACCUGCACCUGCUACCCAAUGGCUCCCUGCGGCUGUCCUCACCCCUAGAGCCAGAAGACAGUGAUGAUGAGGAAGCUCUUAGCGUCUGGAAGGUCAUUGAGGGCAGCUAUUCCUGUCUGGCCCAUGGCCCACUGGGAGUAGUGGCCAGCCAGGUUGCUGUGGUCAAGCUUGCCACACUCGAAGACUUCUCUCUGCACCCCGAGUCCCAGACUGUGGAGGAGAAUGGGACAGCACGCUUUGAAUGCCACACAGAGGGGCUGCCAGCCCCCAUCAUUACUUGGGAAAAGGAUCAGGUGACCGUAACUGAGGAGCCCCGGCUCAUCACUCUUCCCAAUGGCGUCCUUCAGAUCCUGGAUGUCCAGGACAGCGAUGCAGGUUCCUACCGAUGUGUGGCCACCAAUUCAGCCCGCCAACGAUUCAGCCAGGAGGCCUUACUCAGUGUGGCCCUCAGAGGGUCCUUGGAGGCUACCAGGGGCCAGGAUGUGGUCAUAGUGGCAGCCCCAGAGAACACCACAGUGGUGUCUGGACAGAGUGUAGUGUUGGAGUGUGUGGCCUCCGCUGACCCCACCCCUUUUGUGUCCUGGGUCCGACAGGAUGGGAAGCCUAUUUCCACGGAUGUCAUCGUUCUGGGCCGGACCAAUCUACUCAUCGCCAGCGCGCAGCCUCGGCACUCUGGAGUCUAUGUCUGCCGGGCCAACAAGCCCCGCACCCGAGACUUCGCCACUGCCGCUGCUGAGCUCCGAGUGCUUGCUGCCCCAGCCAUCUCGCAGGCGCCCGAGGCGCUGUCGCGGACCAGGGCCAGCACUGCGCGCUUCGUUUGCCGCGCGUCCGGGGAGCCACGACCUACGCUGCACUGGCUGCACGACGGGGCCCCGUUGCGACCCAACGGGCGCGUCAAGGUGCAGGGCGGUGGCGGCAGCUUGGUCAUCACUCAGAUCGGCCUGCAGGACUCUGGUUACUACCAGUGCGUAGCGGAGAACAGCGCGGGAACCGCCUGUGCGGCUGCGCCCCUGGCGGUGGUAGUGCGCGAGGGGCUGCCCAGUGCCCCGACUCGGGUCAAGGCAACGCCGCUGAGCAGCUCCGCUGUGCUAGUGGCCUGGGAGCGGCCUGAAUUGCACAGCGAGCAAAUCAUUGGCUUCUCUCUUCACUACCAAAAGGCAAGGGGAGUAGACAAUGUGGAGUACCAGUUUGCAGUAAACAAUGACACCACAGAGCUGCAGGUUCGGGACCUGGAACCCAACACGGAUUACGAAUUCUACGUGGUGGCCUACUCCCAGCUAGGGGCCAGCCGGACCUCCAGCCCAGCCCUGGUGCAUACACUGGACGAUGUCCCCAGCGCAGCACCCCAGCUCUCCCUGUCCAGCCCCAACCCUUCGGACAUCAGGGUGGCAUGGCUGCCCCUGCCCUCCAGCCUGAGCAAUGGACAGGUGGUGAAGUACAAGAUAGAGUACGGUUCAGGGAAGGAAGAUCAGGUUUUCUCCACUGAGGUGCCGGGAAAUGAGACUCAACUUACGUUAAACUCACUCCAGCCAAACAAGGUAUACCGAGUCCGGAUUUCAGCUGGCACUGGGGCUGGCUACGGAGUCCCUUCUCAGUGGAUGCAGCACAGGACACCUGGUGCACACAACCAAAGCCAUGUCCCCUUUGCCCCUGCAGAAUUGAAGGUGAGGGCAAAGAUGGAGUCCCUGGUGGUGUCAUGGCAGCCGCCCCCUCACCCCACCCAGAUCUCUGGAUAUAAACUCUACUGGCGAGAGGUGGGAACAGAGGAGGAGGCAGAUGGUGACCGCCCCCCAGGGGGCCGUGGAGAUCAGGCUUGGGACGUCGGGCCGGUGCGGCUGAAGAAGAAAGUCAAGCAGUAUGAGCUGACCCAGUUAGUCCCUGGCAGGCUGUACGAGGUGAAGCUAGUAGCUUUCAACAAACACGAGGACGGCUACGCUGCUGUAUGGAAGGGCAAGACGGAGAAGGCGCCCACACCAGAUCUGCCUAUCCAGAGGGGGCCACCGCUGCCUCCGGCCCAUGUCCACGCGGAAUCAAACAGCUCCACCUCCAUUUGGCUUCGGUGGAAGAAGCCAGACUUUACCACAGUCAAGAUUGUCAACUACACUGUGCGCUUCGGCCCCUGGGGGCUCAGGAAUGCCUCCCUGGUCACCUACUAUACCAGCUCUGGAGAAGACAUCCUCAUUGGCGGGCUGAAACCAUUUACCAAGUAUGAGUUUGCAGUACAGUCCCAUGGUGUGGAUAUGGAUGGGCCUUUUGGCUCUGUCGUAGAACGCUCCACCCUGCCUGACCGGCCCUCAACACCUCCUUCUGACCUGCGUCUGAGCCCCCUGACACCAUCCACUGUUCGGUUACACUGGUGUCCCCCCACGGAGCCCAACGGCGAGAUCGUGGAGUAUCUAAUUCUCUACAGCAACAACCACACCCAGCCGGAGCACCAGUGGACACUGCUCACCACAGAGGGAAACAUCUUCAGUGCAGAGGUACAUGGCCUAGAGAGUGACACUCGGUAUUUCUUCAAGAUGGGAGCCCGGACAGAGGUGGGGCCUGGGCCCUUUUCUCGAUUGCAAGAUGUGAUCACUCUACAGGAGACAUUCUCAGACUCCUUGGAUGUGCACUCUGUCACAGGCAUCAUCGUGGGCGUCUGCCUGGGCCUUCUCUGUCUCCUGGCCUGCAUGUGUGCUGGCCUGCGACGAAGCUCGCACAGGGAAGCCCUCCCCGGACUGUCCUCCACGGCCACCGCUGGGAACCCAGCACUCUACUCAAGAGCUCGGCUCGGGCCCCCCAGUGUCCCCGCUGCCCAUGAGUUGGAGUCCCUUGUGCAUCCUCGUCCCCAGGACUGGUCCCCACCGCCCUCGGAUGUGGAAGACAAGGCUAAAGUGCACAGCCUUAUGGGUGGCAGCGUUUCAGAUUGCCGAGGCCACUCCAAGAGAAAGAUCUCCUGGGCUCAGGCAGGGGGACCAAAUUGGGCAGGCUCCUGGGCAGGCUGUGAGCUGCCCCAGGGGAGUGGUCCAAGGCCGGCUCUAACCCGGGCUCUGCUGCCUCCAGCCGGAACUGGGCAGACACUGCUGCUGCAGGCUCUGGUGUAUGAUGCCAUAAAGAGCAACGGGAGAAAGAAGCCGUCCCCAGCCUGCAGGAAUCAGGUGGAGGCCGAAGUCAUUGUCCACUCCGAUUUCAGUGCAUCCAAAGGAUGUCCUGACCUCCACCUCCAAGACCUGGAGCCCGAGGAGGCCCUGCCUGCAGAGGUUCUGCCUCCCACUGCUGGGGUCGUGGAUUUGUCCCAAGGAGCAGACUGGCUGGGCAGGGAGCUGGAAGAGUGCCAACCAGCAACCACUGGGCCAGAGAGGCUCACCUGCUUGCCAGAAGCAGCCAGUGCCUCCUGCUCCUGCUCAGACCUCCAGCCCAGCAGUGCUGUAGAGGAGGCCCCUGGGAAAGGCUGCCAGCCCAAAGCCCUGUGUCCUCUAGAAAUCAGCCCAAGCCUUCCCAGAGCCCCUGUCUCCUCUGCUCAGGUGCCCUGAGCAGAAGGCUGAUACGGCUCAGGGACAUGACAUGCAUGGCCACACGGUGUACCAGAGAUAUCAACAAGCCCUUUGGAGCCUCUAGGAUCCUUUGGCUGGGGUGAGGGAGAACUUUAUUCUCUCCCCUAUAUUUUGCAUCACAUAUGUGAUACAGGAGGGACUUGAGACACAGCUGCAUGUGAUGGACAGGUGUGUGUGCUGGUUGAGCUGGGAAACCUCUCCCUAUGUAGCAGUCACUGGGGUCUGAUUGACCCUCCAUGGCAGGACGGUGUACCAGUGAUCAGUGCCAGGUCUUUGAGCUUUAGCCUUGUCACCUAGCCUUUUAUUACACUCUGAGAGUGUCUCCAGUGCUGUGUCUACAAAGAGGUGCCAGCCCCUCUUCGGUCAGCUGUGCUGAGCAGAGUGCCAGUCAACCGCAGGCCUACGACACGGCAACAGCACGGCCGUCAUCCCCCUGGCCUCCUAAGGUCCAGACGGCUGGGUGAACCCAGCUCUCCUUUGAGCAGCUCUGUACCUAAUUUUGUAAUCUGGGAAGUGCCUGGUUUGGGAAAUCUUCUUUCGCCCCACCCCCAUCCCCCAGUCCCUCGCUGCCCCUUCAUUGUUCUGGUGGUCUGUCUCAUGUCAUCUUGCUCCCUAAUCCUGGGGCCCUUCUCUUUCCCAUGAUGCCCCUUAUUUCCUCACGGCUGUUUCCAUUUCUGUCUCCAACGCUUGUCUUUGUGUCGUGUGUUUCUCGUCCCUGAGUUCAACCUAUGCACCCUUCCCUAACAACAUGACUACCUCAUGUCUGCUUCAGACCAUAGUGUGACCGCUGGGUCCCCACAGCUCCCCUGCCAACUGCCUUCCUGGGCAGAUGAUCCACUCCAGGUAGAUCUGGAGAAGACUUUGUAGCUUCCCUGGCUGCCGUCUCCUUGGUAUUGAGAUGAACCCAGGCCACACCAGGGAAGCCCUGAGAAGGGGUAGGCACUGAUACCAAAAGGCUUAAUAAAAUGACUGCCCCCCAUCUGCACAGAGAAAUGAGUGCAUGCUUUGCCAUGCAGUCCUGGCCAAAGCUGAAGGGGUGAGGAGAAGGUAGUUACCAGAGCUGCAGUGACUCAGCUCCCUGACCUUGGAGCCUUGAACCUGACUGGAUUCAGGGUGGCAAAGAGUUUCCUCCAAGAUGCUAGAAGGGAAGUCUCUGCACAGGAAAAGGGCGGCUGGCUCAUUUUGUUUUAUCUUCCUUUACACUGAAUCCAGAAAUCAUCUUACCACAUAGGGCCAAGCCUGAUUGGUAUUUCCUGAGUCACGGAAGCCAUACCAUCUCCUUGAUUUCUCACUUCAGCCGUGUUCCAGGAUCAUCGAAUGUGGGAUCUGUGCUCUCUUUCUGCACAUCUUUCUAUUUUACUGGCUGGCACACCAAUCAUUAACUCUGGCUUCUGGGCCAAAUUAGAAAUAACCAGUCUAUCUCUCUAUAUCUUCCUUCCUUCCUUCCUUCCUUCCUUCCUUCCUUCCUUCCUUCCUUUCUCUUUCUUUUUUUGUCUUUCAGUGGAGUUGCAGCUCCUGAAACAUCUGUGUUUAUAAGCCUCAUGUGUCAUUCAUGUAUGACUCCACCUACAUUUCCUCCCCCCCACUUCAGCCAGCCUAUGAUAACACUAAAGAUUAUUAAUGCUGGUUUCGUAUCUCGUUAAAGACAGGAUUGUCACUUGAACUACUUCUGCAGCAUUCAGAGUGGCCACGGCCAACACCACCGGAUGUUUAUUCAUUGCUCUGAAGGUCAAAAGUCUCAUUUUGUUUUCCUGGUUAGAUUCCCCACCCCCAACCCCCCUUGCCUUGAAUGAAAUAACCGUUUUAACAGUAGGCUCUUAGCAUCACACCACAUAGUCAUUCCUCAUGUUCUUGUUUAACAAGCACUGAGGUUCUGGUUUAAAUUAAACAGCUGCAAAUGAGACAAUUUAUAACCCAUUAGGCUGGGUGGAAAAUUGUUUCUCAAAAGCAAAUAAGUAAUAAAUCUGGUAUCUGCCUAUAACUCACAGUUGAUAAGAAAGUAGCCAGUACUCACUAGCGUUAUAUAUGAUUUGGGUUCUGAGUAACUGGGGAGUGUUAGAUUUGUGACUUUGUAGCAGCAGGUUUUAUUAGGAAAGAGUCUAUUGGCCUUUUACAGGGUAUUAAUCCCUUUGUCGCUUACCAUGGAUGCCUUAAGUUCUUUUGAGUCUCAUUUAAGAACCUCUCUUUUCUCGAAGCAUGACGAGUGCACUCGAUACUUACUUGCUCACUCAUUUACCUGUCCCUCCUUCGUGCUGGUUUAUUUCCUCACACUUUCCAGCAUCAUGCUUCCUCCUUACAAAUAUGAUAUUCUUUAGUGUUACACUAAGGCAUUGAUCAUGUAUCUGUCCCCGUAAUGAAUUAAUAAACUAUUUUCCAGA